AUGGACUUCGCACCCUCCCAGUCAGCCGAAGAGGCUGUCCGUGCCUCUGCAAAGAGAGCCACCGACCUCUUCGGCUCAGAGUACCUAAUGGUCACGCCCUCCAUCACGACAGACGGUUCGAUCGGCUUCUCCUACCGACGAAAGGCAGAAUACGAGCACGUGAAGGAAUUACCCCCAGUCCUCGCCGCGAAGCAAGCAGCCGCAGCAAGCAGCCGCAGCAAGCGUCCCAAGAUCCAAUCCGCGCAGCAAGCCCAAGGCUCCGGAGACAAGAGCGGAGCAUCAAUGCCGCUCGUCAAGCGACCACCGCCGGGAGCAGGAGGCGCCGGUCUAGCAGGAGGCAGCGAGUAUCAGCCAAAGAGUCUGAUCGCCAGACCCUCAGCAACCAAGCAACAAUCGCCAGAUUGGCACGCGCCGUGGAAACUGAUGCGCGUGAUUUCCGGCCAUCUGGGCUGGGUGCGGGCACUGGCGGUCGAGCCGAAUAACCAAUGGUUCGCAAGUGGAGCAGGCGAUCGCACGAUCAAAAUCUGGAAUAUGGCGACUGGAAACCUCCGACUCACCCUGACGGGCCAUAUCUCGACGGUGCGCGGACUGGCGGUGUCGCCGCGACACCCGUAUCUGUUUUCGUGCGGAGAGGAUAAGAUGGUGAAAUGUUGGGAUUUGGAGACAAACAAGGUUAUCCGCCACUACCACGGCCAUUUGAGUGGUGUUUACACGCUUGCUUUGCACCCGAAUCUCGACCUGCUCGUGACGGGUGGUCGGGACGGCGUGUGCCGUGUCUGGGACAUGCGAACUCGAAGCAACGUCCACGUUCUGGCGGGCCAUAAGGGCACAGUCGCGGAUAUCAAGUGUCAGGAAGCGGAUCCGCAGAUCAUUUCCGGCUCUCUGGAUGCGACCGUGCGGUUGUGGGAUCUUGCAGCUGGAAAAUCGAUGAGCGUAUUGACGCACAACAAGAAGGGUUAUCAAGCAGUGGAAGUGUCCCGAGGAGCGUUCAUACAGAACUUCGACGGCCAAAACGCCGUCAUCAACUCGCUGGCGGUCAAUGAUGAAAAUGUCAUAUUCUCCGGCGGUGACAAUGGCUCCAUGUGCUUCUGGGACUGGAAGACUGCACAUCAAUUCCAAUCUAUCGAUACGAUGGCCCAGCCUGGUUCCCUCGAUGCUGAGGCGGGUAUCAUGGCGUCGACAUUCGAUAGGACCGGUCUUCGUCUCAUCACCGGCGAGGCGGAUAAGGCUAUCAAGGUGUGGAAGCAGGAUGAAAAUGCCACACCUGAGACUCACCCUGUCGCCUGGGCUCCUAUUUUAGGUCGAACCCGGUAUUAG
Molecule: messenger RNA, 1317 nt
Organism: Penicillium cosmopolitanum
Lineage: Eukaryota; Fungi; Ascomycota; Eurotiomycetes; Eurotiales; Aspergillaceae
Product: WD40 repeat domain-containing protein
Exons: 2
Coding region: 1-1317 (438 amino acids)
Biological process (GO): mRNA splicing, via spliceosome
Cellular component (GO): Prp19 complex; catalytic step 2 spliceosome; precatalytic spliceosome
Molecular function (GO): protein binding
Source: RefSeq, a predicted model, not a curated record